ACGUGCCACCAUGACCCUUGCCUAUAAAUAACCCUCUCCCUCCUCUCUCCCUCCAAUCACGUCCCCUCUCCCUCUGCGUUCGGCUCAUAUUUUCUUUCUCUGUUUUCAACAAUGGUAGAACCUGCAACCAAUACUCAGGCAGCUACAAAGGUAGUGCCUUUGUUGAAGGAUGAGCUUGAUAUCGUGAUUCCCACAAUAAGGAAUCUCGAUUUCUUGGAAAUGUGGAGGCCUUUCUUUCAGCCUUACCAUCUUAUCAUUGUUCAAGAUGGUGAUCCUUCAAAGACCAUAGCUGUCCCUGAUGGUUUUGACUAUGAGCUCUAUAAUAGGAAUGACAUUAACAGAAUUCUUGGUCCUAAGGCCUCUUGCAUUUCCUUCAAGGACUCUGCUUGUCGCUGCUUUGGCUACAUGGUUUCCAAGAAGAAGUAUAUCUUCACUAUUGAUGAUGAUUGCUUUGUUGCUAAGGAUCCCUCUGGCAAGCCGAUCAAUGCACUUGAGCAGCACAUCAAGAACCUUCUCUGUCCAUCCACUCCCUUUUUCUUCAAUACCCUUUAUGAUCCUUACAGAGAUGGUGCAGAUUUUGUGCGUGGAUACCCUUUCAGCCUUCGUGAGGGUGUCAAAACCGCUGUUUCUCAUGGCCUCUGGCUCAACAUCCCUGAUUAUGAUGCACCCACUCAGCUUGUCAAGCCUCUAGAGAGGAACACUAGGUAUGUGGAUGCUGUUUUAACGAUUCCAAAGGGUACCCUCUUCCCUAUGUGUGGUAUGAAUUUGGCAUUCGACCGCGAGUUGAUUGGCCCUGCGAUGUACUUUGGUCUCAUGGGUGAUGGUCAGCCAAUUGGCCGCUAUGACGAUAUGUGGGCUGGCUGGUGCACAAAGGUUAUCUGUGACCAUUUGGGACUAGGAAUCAAGACUGGUCUGCCCUACAUCUAUCACAGCAAGGCGAGCAACCCAUUUGUGAACCUAAGGAAGGAGUACAAGGGCAUCUUUUGGCAGGAAGAGAUCAUUCCAUUCUUCCAAGCAGCCACUCUUCCAAAAGAUUGCACUUCUGUUCAGAAGUGCUACAUUGAACUGUCGAAGCAGGUUAAGGAAAAGCUUAGCAAGGUUGAUCCUUACUUUGAGAAACUCGCAGAUGCUAUGGUCACAUGGAUUCAAGCGUGGGAUGAGCUUAACCCAUCUGGAGCUUCUGCUAAAGUAGCCAAUGGAAAAGCAUAAUUGAAAAUUUUGGAAAUGAUUAAUUGAAAUACCAAUAGCAUAAGAAAGGAAAGUGAAAUACUUAGUGGUUUGGAUCUUUUAUUCCAGACCAGUGGUCAAAUGCAUGGAUUUCAGGAUCAGGACAUGUAUUUAUUUUUUCUCACCAUUUAACUUAAUGGAUGAGUUUUUCAGCAAAUAAAAAGCAUCUUCAUAGCA
Manihot esculenta (cassava) is the source of this 1404-nucleotide messenger RNA. Its product is annotated as UDP-arabinopyranose mutase 1. The transcript is spliced from 4 exons. Gene Ontology annotation, biological process: plant-type cell wall biogenesis; UDP-L-arabinose metabolic process. NCBI's taxonomy places the organism in Eukaryota, Viridiplantae, Streptophyta, Magnoliopsida, Malpighiales, Euphorbiaceae. The coding region runs from base 112 to 1209 and encodes 365 amino acids. The record is from RefSeq and is a predicted model, not a curated record. Gene Ontology annotation, cellular component: Golgi apparatus; cytosol. Gene Ontology annotation, molecular function: UDP-arabinopyranose mutase activity.